Molecule: messenger RNA, 2918 nt
Organism: Salvelinus fontinalis (brook trout)
Lineage: Eukaryota; Metazoa; Chordata; Actinopteri; Salmoniformes; Salmonidae
Exons: 4
Coding region: 590-1594 (334 amino acids)
Source: RefSeq, a predicted model, not a curated record
UGUUGUUUAAAUUUCGUAUCCGGCCGCCAAACACGAGGGGGUGGUGGUGGCAGGACAACAAAGUGUUUGUCCACGAUCGAUAAUUCGCCGCUCGUAUUGGCUGUCUGGUUGCAUAGACUAAGAUUCAUCACAGAUUGGACCACAGCUCCAUAAAAGACGGUUCAUUGUGUAAUUUGACUUGGCAGUGGACACCCACGUUUUUCUGUAGCUAAACACUGCAAAACAGCUGGUUAUCCCAGUAAAGAUGAUGCCCUACUGUGGAUUACAGUACCAUUCAUGACAAUGACACACCCACCAAGUAAAUGCACGCACCAAGCAGUUCUUCCACAUGAUCUCUGACAGGACAUCAAGUUGGACUAAACCUCACAGCCAACGCUCACUGAAAACACACUAAUUUCAAAAUCAACUUGAUGCUCAUGGAAAGAACAACCACACAAAGACUUAAAACCUAAAUCAACCUCAUACAGUAUGUUGGUUGGAAGAGAAUGCCCCCAUUUGGCCUACUGCGGCCCCGUAAUCCCUAUUGCACACGAACCCGAGCAGGAAUAGAACACUCACCUCCACCCAAUUGUCUUGGCGACCAACGACCAUGUCGUACCGCACACCCAAUUUCACCAUGCAGCAGAAGCUCUACUUCCUGCAGAGGAUCCAGGGGGUGGUGCACACAGUCCAGGACUUCAGGAAGGACACCAACACUACUGUGCACCGCAACGCUGUGUGGGCCGAGGUGGUGGAAGCCUUCAAUGCUGCCUUCCCCGACCGGCCACCGAGCUCGGUGGGCACCAUGAAGACCCUGUGGAAGAGGCUGAAGGUGGAGAGCCGCCAGGCGCUGCACCGGCGCCAGGAGCAGGUGGUCGCCGGCAUGCCUGUCACGGCCCUGACCGAGGUUCAGCGGGAGAUUACGGCCAUGGUACCCAGCCUCAUCUCCAACCAGGACGACAUGGACGGAGAGGUGGGCUACACCGGCCUCAGGCCUGGCUCCCCCACUGCAGUGACAUAUACUGCAGCGACCAGUGGGAGUGACCAGGACGAUGCUGAUAACAGUCACAAUGAGGAGAGUGAGAGUAAAGACCAGGUAGCCAUGAGCAUCGGCAUCGCCUCCUUCACAGCACUAGCAGGAAGUGACGGACCCCUGCGGAUCCCCUUCUCCACCAGCCAGCCCAACGCCUCCACUCUCACCCACAGUGAAACCUCCUGGUCUGGGACGUCCCCGUCCUUCCUCCCUCCGCCCAUCCCAUCUGCCUCAUCCUCCAGCCUGCUCACCUCUUGCCCCGUGAACUUUGACCUGCCCUACAUCGCCCGGGCCGCCCCGCAACCCCUCACCUCUCUGGCAGCAGGGCGGGGGUCUGAGGACCCACGCUACGGGCUGCGCAUGCUGCAACUGUCGGAGCUGGAACAUGAGCAGAGGAUGAGAGUCCUACAGAUGGAACAUAAGGUUUUAGAAUACAAGAGGAAGGCGGUGAGGCAGAAAGAGAAAGCCUACAGGCUAAAAAAGAGAUACUACCAGGCUAAGCUGAAGAAGAUGGGGGAAGAGGUACGAUCGUGCUCGAGUAGCGAGGACACUGAGGGCGACGAUCACGAUCAAAUCAUUUGACGGUUAUUUUGUUGUUGCGUUUAUGUUUUUAUGAAGAUGAUUUUUAAAGUUUCUGACAGUUUCAGGUAUUUGUGAAAACCUUAGUAAAAUCUUUUUUUUGGUAUUCCUUUUCAUUGCUGGUCUAGAUCUGUAGGAGUUUUAAUGGUCUGGUAGAGAUCUCUGAAUGUGAAAAGAGACCUGAAAGAGAGGAGACCCUCUGGAAACAAACUGUCAAAACUAGUCUGCUAAAACUGUUGUUUUCACCAGGGAAUGUCACUCACAGAAAAUAGGACUCAAACAACAUCUUGUUAGGAAUAUUUCUUAUUUUUAUGUUGGUAACCGAGGAGCAGCGGUUUCAAAUUCCCCCCAUGCCGACGGGAUAGCACAUACCCCAGAAUAAGCACACAAACUGACAGUCCCCCGUUCCUCUCUCCCUCCCUCCUUCCCUCCAUCAUUACAUUUCAAUGACUUCCCUCUUCUCUCUCACACUUCCUUUUCUCUCAAUGCAUUUUGUCACAGUGGGAGUCAGCUCAUACGAAACAUUACAUGUAAAAAAACUACAUUUGAACAAAUACCGCUUGCAUACUCUCACACAAAAUGACAAAGUAAUAAAUAAUAUAAAUCUUAUGUCUGUACAAGUUAAAGGUACUGCAAUAAUAAAUCAUAUAGAAAAGAACUGACCAGUGGCAAAAGAACUGGAGCAGUUGAAUAUAGCUAAGGAUGGAUAUCGGGGACCCUGGGGAGAUUUUUGGCAAUAAUACUGUCACAUUUAUAUUAACUUACCACAACCCAAAGACAUAAAAAGAUUAAAGCAGGUCGUUGAAAAGAGAUUUGCAGACCGCCGUUGUGAGAGACGAGUCGUUUUCUUUCUACAACCUGUCUUUUCGUCCUUCCUCUAAUGAGUAAUAGUCCCUCGGUUCCUUCCGUCUUUUUCACUCGUAUUUCUUUUUGACCCACUUUUUUUGCUGUUCCACGCGCCUGUUAAGUAUCGUGUUAUUACAUGUGCAAUGUGUUCUCCUGUUAUGGUCCCGGAACAACUGGUGCACAGGUGACGCGCUCCUCUGAUCUGCCUUUUAAUCUCCGAGCCAAUAUGUAACACCACUUUAGGACUUUUCGUGGUCACAUAAACGUGUUCUCUCUCUCUUUACCUCUCAUACCCCUGUAACCCGGUACACGUGACCAUUUUCCCAACAGAGGGUUUUGUACACUAAAAUGGACCAAAUAUCAGGCAGAGAAACUAUUAGAUAUGAAACAGUACUGGUGUUUUGUUUUCUGAUAUAUAGUAGCACAGAGAGAGAUGUAUGAUGCUGCAGAAUAGACGGCUGACAUUCAAAUGCAGUGGGUC